AUGCGUCUCAUGAGGCUUGCCUCUCUGUUGGCCGUCGGCUUACCUUUGUGUUUGGGCUCGAGGGUCCCUCGUGAUGGAUAUGGCAAGCCAAUCGAUGUCGUCCCUAUCAACAACAGUUCGACAUAUACUUUCUCCUCUCCAGUGACCGCAGUUUCGAGCUCUACUGUCUCCAAUGCCGUCGUUACUCCACCACCUACUAUAGUUACCACCUCCUCUUCCACUUUGGUUGUGGUUUAUAACUAUACCGUUUAUCCCACGGACCAGACUCAGAGCGUUAUUUUGUCCACAUCAACCGUAUAUUCGACCCAGACCUACACAGUCACUAGUUGCUCAUCCUCUGUAACUGACUGCCCGGCUCACUCUACUGUGUUGGUCACGGCUAUUGUUCCAGUCUCUACCACACUCUGCCCUGUGACGGUCUCUCCUACGCCGGUGGUGCAACAGACUAGUUCCACUCUGGUUAUUGUGCAGACUACGACAACAUCUCCUGCGCUGUCUCUUUCGGUGCAAACGACUCAGACUGUUGCAACUUCGAGUGUUGCAGGACUGCCUCCGUCUUUCACUACGACGGUUUCGACUGCGACUAGUUCCAUUUCGACUCUGACCUCGUCAACCAUGGCUCCGAUUUCCUCAAGCACUUUCUCGCACAGUGAGUCUACUGUCUUUCUGACGACAGUGGGUCAGUCUAGCGUGAGCAUUGGGCCGAGCUCUUUGUCCAAUAUCACCAUUGUCAGAACUAUUCCGUUGGUCACCCCGGUGGGAUCAGCUUCUGCCUCCCCUGUGCUUUCAUCGUCUUUGUCAUCUGGAUCUCUGGUCAGUUCAACUUUUCCGAGCAGUUCAUCUGCCGGGAUUGGAAAGGAAUCUACGUACCCUGGUCUGAGCUCGACAGUUUCAUCGGUCAGUUCAGUUUCUUCUGUAUCAUCGUUUUCCUCUGGGGGCUCAUCUGUCAACUCUGUACCUCACUCUGGAAUCCCUGCAUCGACGGUCUCGGUGUUCACCUCCCUUGUGACGGUGCACUCCACUCUCAAGAGUUCAUUGUCCACCUUGACAUCUGGAACUGAGUCCUCUCAGUCAUCCACUUCCCGCACCACCUCGGGUGGAUCUCAAGUGUUAUCGGGCAGCUCGCAGGUUUCCGCUGCGAAUACUGCUACUGGCUCCCCGUCUCCACAAGGAGGAAGUAGUGCUUCCAGUUCGAUUCUGUCCUCCGGAAGCUCCUCGUUGUCUGGGAGCAUUACCGUUUCUGCUUCAUCUUUGUCUAGUGCGACUAAGCAAACAACUCGCACUGGUGCUGGAGUUACUAUUUCUGGUUCUAGCAGCCCUCUGAGCUCUGCUGCUGUUGGCACUGCUCAAUCUCAGCAGAGCUCUUCAAUCACAUCUUCUGGGACCAGUUCUGGGUCAUCCCUGUCCGGAUCUUAUUCUGGCUCAAGCUCUUCCUCGGUCGAGUCCUCUCAUUCUGUCGUCACCAUGCCUUCUGUGGUAUCCUCCAGUAUAUCAACCACGGGACUGUCUUCUGGCCCAAGUAGUAUUACUGCUGAGACUGGGUCUACUUCUACGUCGAGAGUCGUCUCUGUUUCGUCUUCCUCGACGACAAAGGUCUCUUCAGCAUCAACCGGUAAUUUCAAAUCGAGUGCGAGUGGUUCUGUCUCUUCAACUGGGACUACUAGGCUCUCUGGCGCAUCUUCAACACCUGCAGUCAGUGAGACAGUUCUUAGGUCAAGCGCAGUCUCCUCUCCAAACGGGUCGGUUGGCUCGUCUACGGCCUCUGCCUCGCACGUGGCUUUGUCGGGCUCUUCUACCACGCACACAGGUAGCAACGCCCCAAUCGGAGCGUCUCAAUCUGAGGGCUUGACCUCCGCAUCUCACACUCUAAUCGGAUCUGUCUCUCAGCCGCAGGCAUCUGCGAGUAUUUCGGGUACGUCUAGUGCUUCCAUGGAACUUUCUAUCAGUAUUGGAGUUUCUUCGACCAAGAUUGUGACGACCAACUCCAAUGGUGUUCCAUCCACGACUGUCUCUGCGUUUGCAGUCACUACAACCGCGCUUGUGCCCAUUGGUGCUUCGAUUUCCUCGACAAUGAAUAGCCAUGAGAACAGUGGCAGCGCAUCAACUGGAGUCACCAGUAUUACCACUUCGCUCCCAGGCGUCAGCACUCCUGUUAUUGUCAUCGUUCCAACUACUCAGCAAAGCUCUGGCACCUCGCUAGCUUCAACUUUACCUGGCGGUGUUGUUGGACAGUCCAGUGCGACCAGUGUAGUGGGUGAGACGACGUCGAACCAAAGAUCAACGCAAACAUCUAGCCCUGGCAUCAGGCAGAGCUCGACUGUCUCUGCCAGCGGCGGAUCUUCUGCUGGCAACGUCAGCAUUCAGGCCACCCCUUCAUCACCGCUGGCAUUCACUGGGGCUGGCAGCCAAGUGGUUGUGAAGCCAUUGAUGGCCUUCCUUGCUCUUGGGCUGGCAAAGUUACUGGUACUUGUGAUUUAGAUAACGACGUGAGGUACAGUAAGUAUAUUUAAUUCUAGCGGUGGGGCAUAGUGAUAUAUAUGAUAAAUGGCAUGGCGCUCAAGGCUAAUAAAAAGAUUGAUGGUAUUCGGGUGUUACGUGGAGGUCUAUAACAAUAUUUACGUUCGUAUUUUAUUUCGACUGGCGCUGC
Molecule: messenger RNA, 2647 nt
Organism: Xylona heveae TC161
Lineage: Eukaryota; Fungi; Ascomycota; Xylonomycetes; Xylonales; Xylonaceae
Exons: 3
Coding region: 1-2478 (825 amino acids)
Source: RefSeq, a predicted model, not a curated record